CAUUUUUCUUCCCGAAUCUUUCUUUAAUAUCGCAUAAAAUUCUACGAAAUGGUUCAGACUUCCACAAUCGUCGCUGCCAGUGUUGGCACAGUUGCUACAGGAUUGGUCGCCUACGCAAUUUAUUUCGACCAUAAGAGACGCACCGAUCCAAACUUUCGCAAACAAUUGAAGAAAGAAUCGAAACGACAAGCAAAAGCCGCGAAGGAGGAAGCGGAAGCUCACAACGAGAGACAAAAAGAAGUUAUCAAGGCAGUGGUUGUAGAAGCCAAGGAAGAUGGGUUCCCCGUAGAUGUAGAGGAGAAAGAGGCAUAUUUCAUGUCAGAAGUUGCUAGAGGAGAAGGCUUAAGCUCAGAGGGUGGCGACCCCAUAGAAGCAGCACUUUGUUUUUACAAGGCACUCAAAGUUUAUCCUCAACCAAAUGAUUUAAUAUCUAUCUACGACAAGACAGUGCCAAAGCCGGUCCUCGAUAUUCUUGCAGAAAUGAUUGCAGCGGAUGCAGCUUUAGAUGUUGGACCUUUUGGCGGCAGUGGUUCGGAUAGUGGAAUUCCUGGCGUUGGCCUUGAUUGAUUAGUUUGGUUGUUGUCUCAAUAUACAUGUAUUCUGAACCCCUCCACUCUUCCUUAUCACCCAAACUUUUUACCGACUUCACGAACGGCGACUGGAUAAAUUCCGAAACCCCAGGGUGGACUGUAUAAAAGUCCAAUGUACAUCAAUUCGCAUGCUUGGCGUCCGUAGGUUCUCGCAUUACGCAUCACAUCUAAUUUGUACAUAGUAUC
Botrytis fragariae is the source of this 776-nucleotide messenger RNA. RefSeq names its product putative mitochondrial import receptor subunit protein. The coding region runs from base 49 to 567 and encodes 172 amino acids. Gene Ontology annotation, molecular function: transmembrane protein transporter activity. Gene Ontology annotation, biological process: protein targeting; protein import into mitochondrial matrix; tRNA import into mitochondrion. Gene Ontology annotation, cellular component: mitochondrial outer membrane translocase complex; mitochondrial outer membrane. The record is from RefSeq and is a predicted model, not a curated record. Lineage: Eukaryota; Fungi; Ascomycota; Leotiomycetes; Helotiales; Sclerotiniaceae. The transcript is spliced from 4 exons.